CGGCCGCGGGCGGCGGGGGGCUGUUUUCGGGCGGGGUGGGCGCCCAUGCUGUGGCCGGGGGCAGUGAGGAGGAGGAGGAGGAGCGGGCCGGCCGCGCUGCACUGAGGAAGGAGGUGGAGGAGGUGGCGGGAGUCCUCCCCCCCUCCCCGCCCGCCCCGCCGCCGCCGCCCGGGCUGUUCCUGUAAGGCGGGGAGACAAUGAGUAAACUCUCCUUCCGAGCGCGGGCGCUGGACGCCGCCAAACCGCUGCCCAUCUACCGCGGCAAGGACAUGCCUGAUCUCAACGACUGCGUCUCCAUCAACCGGGCCGUGCCCCAGAUGCCCACCGGGAUGGAGAAGGAGGAGGAAUCGGAACAUCAUUUACAGCGAGCUAUUUCAGCACAGCAAGUGUUCAGAGAAAAAAAAGAGAGCAUGGUAAUUCCAGUUCCUGAGGCAGAGAGCAACGUCAACUAUUAUAAUCGCUUGUACAAAGGAGAGUUUAAACAGCCGAAACAGUUCAUUCAUAUUCAGCCCUUUAAUCUAGACAACGAGCAACCAGAUUAUGAUAUGGAUUCAGAAGAUGAGACCUUGUUAAAUAGACUUAACAGAAAGAUGGAAAUUAAACCUUUGCAAUUUGAAAUUAUGAUUGACAGACUUGAAAAAGCCAGUUCUAAUCAGCUUGUAACACUUCAAGAAGCAAAACUGCUGCUAAACGAAGAUGAUUACCUUAUUAAAGCAGUAUAUGACUACUGGGUGAGAAAACGUAAAAACUGCAGGGGGCCAUCGCUCAUUCCUCAGAUAAAGCAAGAGAAAAGAGAUGGCUCUACCAACAAUGACCCUUAUGUUGCCUUUCGGAGGAGAACAGAGAAAAUGCAAACUCGAAAGAAUCGUAAGAAUGAUGAAGCCUCUUAUGAAAAGAUGUUGAAAUUGAGACGAGAGUUUAGUAGAGCCAUAACAAUUUUGGAAAUGAUUAAGAGAAGAGAGAAGACAAAAAGAGAAUUAUUGCACUUAACCUUAGAAGUUGUGGAAAAAAGAUAUCAUUUGGGAGACUAUGGUGGUGAAAUCCUUAAUGAAAUGAAAGUCAAUAGAUCCGAAAAAGAGUUAUAUACUCCUCCAGCAACUCUUCAUAAUGGAAAUCAUCACAAAGUUCAAGAAUGUAAAACUAAGCACCCUCAUCAUUUGUCUUUGAAAGAAGAGGCUUCUGAUGUGGUUCGUCAAAAGAAGAAGUACCCAAAGAAGCCUAAAGCAGAGGCUUUGAUAACAUCUCAGCAACCCACUCCUGAGACAUUGCCUGUGAUCAAUAAGAGUGACAUUAAGCAAUAUGACUUUCACAGCUCAGAUGAAGAUGAAUUUCCACAGGUACCAUCUCCAGUAUCAGAACCCGAAGAAGAAAAUGAUCCCGAUGGUCCCUGUGCUUUCAGGAGGCGAGCAGGAUGCCAGUAUUAUGCUCCUCGUUUGGACCAAGCUAACCAUUCAUUUGAAAAUUCAGAAUUGGCAGAUUUGGAUAAGUUGAGAUAUAGGCAUUGCCUUACGACACUCACAGUCCCAAGAAGAUGUAUAGGAUUUGCAAGGAGGCGAAUUGGCAGAGGUGGAAGGGUCAUAAUGGACCGAAUAUCCACAGAACAUGACCCAGUCCUGAAACAGAUAGACCCUGAAAUGCUGAAUGUUUUUUCAAGCUCUUCCCAACCUAUAGACUUUUCUUCUAAUUUCUCUUGGACCAAUGCUUCCAGUAAACAUUGUGAAAAUAGACUGUCCCUUCCUGAAAUAUUAAGCAAUAUCAGAUCAUGUCGACUACAGUGUUUCCAGCCAAGGCUACUAAACUUACAGGACAGUGAUAGUGAAGAAUGUACCUCAAGAAAACCAGGGCAGACUGUGAACAGUAAAAGAGUUUCCGCAGCAUCUGUAGCUUUAUUGAACACCAGCAAGAAUGGCAUAUCAGUAACAGGGGGUAUCACAGAAGAGCAGUUUCAGACACAUCAACAGCAGUUAGUUCAAAUGCAAAGGCAGCAACUUGCUCAGCUUCAGCAGAAACAGCAAUCUCAGCAUUCCUCACAACAGCCACACCCAAAAGCACAGGGCUCAGGCACCUCUGACUGUAUGUCUAAAACACUUGACUCAGCCAGCGCCCACUUCGCUGCAUCUGCAGUGGUCAGUGCGCCUGUUCCAGGUCGCAGUGAGGUCACCAAGGAACAGAACACCGGCCACAACAACAUCAAUGGCGUUGUCCAGCCUUCAGGAACCUCUAAAACAUUAUACUCCACCAAUAUGGCUUUAUCAUCCAGCCCAGGGAUUUCAGCUGUACAACUUGUAAGGACAGUUGGCCACACCACUACAAACCACUUAAUCCCAGCAUUGUGCACAAGCAGUCCUCAGACACUUCCCAUGAACAAUUCCUGCCUGACAAAUGCAGUGCACCUCAAUAAUGUCAGUGUUGUUUCUCCAGUCAAUGUGCAUAUCAAUACACGGACUUCAGCACCAUCGCCAACAGCCUUAAAACUUGCCACAGUUGCUGCCAGUAUGGACAGAGUGCCAAAGGUUACUCCUAGCAGUGCCAUGAGCAGCAUAGCAAGAGAGAACCAUGAACCAGAAAGAUUGGGUUUAAAUGGAAUAGCAGAGACAACAGUAGCUAUGGAAGUGACAUAACCUAAAACACGUGGCUUUGACCUGUGCUGAUGCUGUGCAGUCGUUCAUAUUCCAGCUGAGUGCGAAAGGCGAUACUCUGUGGGGUCACAGAGUGUAACAAUGGACCUAAAUGGACUACAGUAUAUCGGAUGUUAAAUCGAUAUAUGAUGUAUAUUUUGUAAAAUUGGGAAAAUCACUACCUUGUAAAAUAGUUUAUUUGUAUCAUCAAUAUUAUUUCUGUUACUUGAAUAGUAGAUAUUCAUCAUCAUGCUUUUGCACUUGAAUUUGCAACUGAAUGGAUUUUUAAAAAAUAAUUCUUUAAUGGGAUCAUGAGCAUGAAAUGGGAUCCUGCAUCACUUGUUUUAACUAUUUAUUUUGCCAUGUUUACAUUUUGUAUCUUGUAAAAAAAUAAAUCCAACUUUGUGUCUAAAAAGUUAAAGAUUCAUAUAGCUAGGAAAUGAAAUUCUUGUAAUUUUUUUCUAAAGGAACUGUAAAGUUUUCACUUGGUUCAUUUGUUUCACAAUUUGACUAGAUGGACUUUUUGGUAAAUACUUUAGUGGCAUUUCACUGUCAAAUAUGAAGUUCAAGGCAAAAUAGUAUUUUCUAUUACUGUGCAGGGGAAAGGGAUGGAUCGAUACAUGCAAAUUUAAUGUAGUAACUCACUUUUCCAUAUAUUUUGAAUGUAUAUUUCUAUUUAUAAUACCAGUUUAUAAAAAAAUAAUUAGACAGGAAAAAUGGACUAGGAGAAAUUAAGCAUCUAGCACAUUUAAACUGUGCAGAAAGAAAAUUUUUCGAGGAUUACAUUUUAUCCGAAGACUGCAUAUUUUAACUGGCUUUAGAACUAUAACACACCACAUAAAGGAUAUCUUACCAGGUAUGUAUUGCAUUAUAUCAUUGCAAUAAUUAUUGGAAGUCUAGAUAUCGAGCCAUCCCAGGUGUUGGGAGGGGGGAGGGUUGUGGCAAGAUUGUCUUUACAAUUUUGGAGAGUUUUCCUGUGGCUACAAGGCAAGUAACGGGUUGGAAAAAGUCUGACUGUAAGUGUUGGACACCUUCAUAGCGUAGUGUUUUAGUGACUUUUUUUAUACGGUUCUUGUAAAUUAGAUACGUGUAGUGGUGUUUCAGAAUGUUUGUUUAUGCACUAGUUCAGACAACUUUCCCUGUUACUUGUUCUUGAUAAGUGAAAACUGCAGGGAAAUAAAAAUACAUAUCAAAACAUG
Molecule: messenger RNA, 3817 nt
Organism: Manis pentadactyla (Chinese pangolin)
Lineage: Eukaryota; Metazoa; Chordata; Mammalia; Pholidota; Manidae
Gene: EPC2
Product: enhancer of polycomb homolog 2
Exons: 14
Coding region: 198-2621 (807 amino acids)
Biological process (GO): regulation of transcription by RNA polymerase II
Cellular component (GO): piccolo histone acetyltransferase complex
Source: RefSeq, a predicted model, not a curated record